AUGGAACCUCUCGCGAAAUGGCACAAUGACAGGUUCCCGCCGAAAGUUGACAGAUGCGUGGAUUUGGGCGCGCAUUUAUCGGUAAAAAUAUGGUUUCAAAAUAGAAGAAUGAAGUGGAAACGUUCGAAAAAAGCCCAACAAGACACGAAAGGAAAGGACACUCACACAGCCCAUCAGCCCGAUGAAAAAAGCAAAAUCAAAGACGUAACACUGCCUUCACCCGAACCUGAAAAACAACCUCCACAACAAAUGGCCGCCGAUUUGACAGCUGUCAAACAACCAGCGAUGCUAGAUAGGGACAGAAUAAUUGCUCUAGAAAGAGAGAGGGCGAUGGCGGCAGCAAAUUUUAACUCAAGCCUAGAAAACAAUAGACGCGGAUUGGUCGUUAUAAACCAAGAAGGAGGAAGACCAGGAAUGGAUAUGUUUAGGCCGUACGUGGUA
Iphiclides podalirius (scarce swallowtail) is the source of this 441-nucleotide messenger RNA. The record is from the annotation of a GenBank genome assembly. NCBI's taxonomy places the organism in Eukaryota, Metazoa, Arthropoda, Insecta, Lepidoptera, Papilionidae.